Messenger RNA from Trichomycterus rosablanca, 1360 nucleotides. RefSeq names its product aspartoacylase (gene aspa). Gene Ontology annotation, cellular component: cytosol. The record is from RefSeq and is a predicted model, not a curated record. Gene Ontology annotation, molecular function: hydrolase activity, acting on ester bonds; hydrolase activity, acting on carbon-nitrogen (but not peptide) bonds, in linear amides. Bases 41 to 982 code for a protein of 313 amino acids. The transcript has 6 exons. NCBI's taxonomy places the organism in Eukaryota, Metazoa, Chordata, Actinopteri, Siluriformes, Trichomycteridae.
ACUUCAGCACUGACAGCCGAACUCCUACAGGUGCUCGAACAUGAGCGCGGAGGUGUGUUGCUUCUCCGAAGCCCGGCGAGUCGCGAUCUUCGGCGGUACACACGGUAACGAGAUGUCCGGUGUCACCCUGGUGUCCAUGUGGAGGAAGAACGGCGCGGAGCUCCGCCGGGACGGAGUGCACAUCGAGCCGUUCUUGUGCAACCCAAGAGCCGUGGAAAAGUGCUGCAGGUACAUCGAUACCGACCUGAACCGAGCCUUCACUCCAGAAAACCUCAGCAAGCCAGGUGGAGACGGGCAACCAUAUGAAGUUCAGAGAGCCAAAGAGAUCAAUCAGAUGUUCGGGCCAAAGGGAAGCCCGGACGCUUACGACGUCAUCUUUGACCUUCACAAUACUACAUCCAACAUGGGCUCCACACUCAUCCUGGAGAGCUCGACAGACCACUUCAACCUUCAGAUGGUGCAUUAUAUAAAAAAAGCCAUGGCACCGGAGAGCUGCAUGGUCCUGCUGAACGAACACCCUCAUCUUAAAUACGCCACCACACGCUCAGUGGGCAAGCACCCCGUAGGUCUUGAAGUGGGUCCUCAGCCUCAGGGAGUUUUGAGAAGCAAUAUCUUUGAGUCCAUGAGGAUGAUUGUGAAGCAUGCGCUGGACUUCAUCGAGCUGUUUAAUAGCGGCGUGGAGUUGCCGGCGUGCUGUGUAGACGUGUUCAGGGUUCACGAGAGAGUCGAUUACCCAAGAGAUACAAACGGCAACAUCAACGCUAUGGUGCAUCCGCACUUACAGGACUGUGAUUGGGAACCCCUGAACCCAGGUGACCCUAUGUUCCAGACCUUCGACGGUAGGACUAUUUUAUACGAAGGAGCCGGCCCCGUCUACCCUACGUUUAUUAACGAGGCCGCUUACUACGAGAAACAGCAGGCCUUCGUCACCACUUGCAGGGAAACGCUGGCUGUCAACGCGGUUAAAAAAAGCUCCCAAUAACCAACGGAGCUACAAUCUUCCACUUAUCAGAUCAUUACUAUUUUCACUGUGAAAUUACAACAGGAUUAGAAUAAUUGUAGACAAAUCAUAAACAUGUUUACAGCACUCAUACUGAUCAGCCAUAACAUUAAAACCACACUCACUGUCCAGUUUAUCAGCUCCACUUACCAUAUAGAAGCACUUUGUAGUUCUACAAUUACUGACUGUAGUCCAUCUGUUUCUCUGCAUGCUUUGUUUGCCCCCUUUCAUGCUGUCCUUCACAGAGCAGGUCUUAUCUGGGUGGUGGAUCAUUCUCAUCACUGCACUGACACUGACAUGGUGGUGGUGUGUUAGUGUGUGUUGUGCUGGUAUGAGUGGAUCAGACACAGCAAUGUUGCU